AUGGACCAUCUGGUGGUAUGUCAUGUACCGUCAGUGAUGCACAGACCACAGUUUGAGAUUCACUCCAGAUCAAAACUGUACCAGUCUGGAGUUGCAGAACUUGACAAGAAGAAUGUUCUGAAAAUUGCUAAAGAGUUUUUUCUUCCGCCACACCCAUUGCAGACAAGGCUUUGUGGAUUGUACCUGCUGUAUGGACUUUACUAUAAGCAACCAACUAUUGAAGAUGGCGAGUAUCUGGUAAAGAUUCGUCUAAACUUCAAAGAAUGGCAAGAUUCCUACAGUCUGAUGAAGUUUGUAUGUGAAGAGCAACAUUAUGAUGCACUUUUCAUAUUCAACAAGCUGCUGGCAGAGAAUGCAUUCCAUUUUUGUGCGAUGCCACGUGAAUAUGGUCUCGAGAAAAGCAUGAGGAAGUACCUGGAACGUAAUGAUACUGCAGACGAGAAUUUAUCCCACAAAUCUGAGCUACUGACAUUGGAGGAGAGUGGUAUACUUAAUUCAUUGGAUGAAAUUAGUAAAAAGUACUAUGAACUCAAGUGUAAAUUGAACAAUGAAAGUAAAGAGAAUAAACCACAUCAACUGUUGGAUUAUGCUAGUCCUAUGAUUGCAGAUGAUAUUCGAAAGAAGUUGGCAUCAGCGAUGGAUGAUAGUUCAGACCAGAAAGAUGAGGAACAGGAUACAAAGAUAUCAAUUGGAGCCCAUCGCAAGAAAUUAAAAGAGAAAGCAUGUUUUGGUGCAGGACCAAGUAGAUCAACAUGA
Molecule: messenger RNA, 756 nt
Organism: Cryptotermes secundus
Lineage: Eukaryota; Metazoa; Arthropoda; Insecta; Blattodea; Kalotermitidae
Product: snRNA-activating protein complex subunit 1
Exons: 3
Coding region: 1-756 (251 amino acids)
Biological process (GO): snRNA transcription by RNA polymerase III; snRNA transcription by RNA polymerase II
Cellular component (GO): snRNA-activating protein complex
Molecular function (GO): sequence-specific DNA binding
Source: RefSeq, a predicted model, not a curated record